This is a messenger RNA of Engraulis encrasicolus (European anchovy), 1691 nucleotides long. Its product is annotated as NACHT, LRR and PYD domains-containing protein 12-like. NCBI's taxonomy places the organism in Eukaryota, Metazoa, Chordata, Actinopteri, Clupeiformes, Engraulidae. Gene Ontology annotation, molecular function: protein binding. The coding region runs from base 42 to 1415 and encodes 457 amino acids. Gene Ontology annotation, biological process: intracellular signal transduction. The transcript has 7 exons. The record is from RefSeq and is a predicted model, not a curated record.
CUGUCUCAGUUGAUGGUUGUGUCUGGCUGGCUGUGUCUCUGAUGUCAAACCCCUCCUGUCUGAAAAGACUGGACAUGGACAGCAAUUCACCAAAGGGAUCAGCACAGAGGUUCCUACUGGACACAUUCAAGGACCCCCACCGCAAAGUUGAAGGCAUUCAACUCGCUGGUGCCAAACUUGGAGAUACAUUCUGUGAUAUUGUGGCAGGUGUUCUGAAGUCAGAAAACUCUUUGACAGAGCUAGACCUGAGUACAAAUUUCUUGGAAGAUUCCAGAGUUGAACUUCUAUGUAAAGGACUAUCUAGUCCUACCAGCAAAUUGCAGAUAUUAAAACUUGCUGGCUGUAACCUGACUGAUGAAUCCUAUGAGGUUGUAGUCUCUAAUCUGCAGUCUAUGGUCUCCCUGACAGAGCUGGAUCUGUGUGAUAAUUACAUGAGUGUGCAUGGAGUUCAGCUUCUACAUACAUCAUUAAGUCACCCCAACUGUAAACUGCAGACAUUAAGACUUGUUGGCUGUGGACUUACUGAGGAGUCUGGUGAUAUUUUAGCCUUUGCUCUACAGUCAGUAAACUCCCACCUGAGGGAGCUGGACCUGAGUAAGAACAAUCUGAGGGAUUGUGGGGGAAAGCUUUGCUCUGAAGCACCAAAUCCACACUGUAAGAUGGUGACACUCAGACUGGCUAACUGUAACCUGACAGAGAGACCAUGUGAGGUGAUAGCCUCUGCUGCACUGUCAUGGGUCUUCCUGACAGAGAUGGACCUGAGUUGCAAUUACAUGAGUUUAUCUGGAAUUCAGCUUCUGAAUGCAGUAUUACGUCACCUCAGGCAGCCAAUACCAAGGUACCACAAUGGAGAAAAUGGCAGAAUCAAACCAGAACUGAGAGAGUAUGCUUGUGAGCUCACGCUAGACCCAAACACGGCAUGCAGAGUCCUCCCUCUCUCUGAGGGGAACAGAAAGGUGACAUGUGUGAUUGAAGCGCAGCCAUACCCUGACCACCCAGACAGAUUUGAGAAUAAUGCGCAGGUGCUGUGUAGACAGGGUCUGUCGGGACGCUGCUACUGGGAGGCUGAGUGGAGUCGUGAAGCUGCAAUAGCCGUGGCAUAUAAAAGCAUCCAGAGGAAAACAGGGGGCAAAGAGAGCGGCUUUGGACGCAAUGACAAGUCCUGGUUUCUGAGAUGCAGUAGUGACAGUUACUCUGCCUGGCACAAUGAUGAGGAAAUUGACAUACCCGCCCCCUUCCCCCAGUCCGGCAGAGUAGGAGUGUACCUGGACUGGCCAGCAGGCACUCUGUCCUUCUACAGCGUCUCCUCUGACACACUCACCCACCUGCACACGUUCCACUCCACAUUCACUGAGCCCCUCUAUCCUGGGUUUGGGUUUGCGUUUUUUUCUUUGGGCUCCUCAGUGUCCUUCUAACACAUGCCAUGAGGCCUCAUCCUACACGAACACCAGAGUCUUCUGAGUCCUCACACGCUCCUCUUCAAAGACCACUGGAUUCUAUGGGUGGGAGUCUUCAUCAUCAAAGUGAUACUAUAUGAAUCUUGAUACACAUGCCAACAAUUCGAUACAUUCACAAUUCAUGAAAUUUCCAGUGAUAAGACAAAAUAAUAUUCUCCUACUGUGAUGCAGUACAAUAAUGGUAUGAUUCUGUUAUAGCACCAUGCAAUGCAGUACGAUUUUAUACAAUGCCAA